Molecule: messenger RNA, 1303 nt
Organism: Bombus huntii
Lineage: Eukaryota; Metazoa; Arthropoda; Insecta; Hymenoptera; Apidae
Exons: 4
Coding region: 120-530 (136 amino acids)
Source: RefSeq, a predicted model, not a curated record
AGUAUAUAGUGACAUUUUAUUAAUGUGAAAUUUAUUAUUUAUCCGUUAAUUAUUUGUGACUUUAUUUUAAUAGUUGACGUAUAAUUGCAGUGGGAAUAAUAUUAUUUUGCAUUUAUUUAAUGUGUGUAAUUAUUGCAUGUAUUCCAAUGCGCACGUGUAAAAGCUAUCCUAUGUUUAUGACAAUCCAAGAUGGCCGCUCGUUCUACAGUUCUAAUCCUUCAACGCUGAGUCCUUUACUUGGAAUGGUUACAUGGUGCGCGUUUGGUAUCUCCUGGUUCUUCGUUACAUGUCUAACACUUAUCAAGACUACCUUUACUUAUCCUAGAAUUUUUCUUGUUGCCGUCUUGACUGUUUCGGUAGUAUCUGGUUCAGUAUUCCAUAAGUAUUCACUUAAGUUUGGUAGUAGGCUUCUUGUAACUGCAUCGGCUUUAAUGUAUAUCUUCCGAUGUUAUGAUUUGCUACCUCGGUAUUUAUUACCUUCGAUAUCUUCAUACCGUCGUAUAUUAUGUUUUGCAAAGUUGGAUCCGUAGCCAAUUCUCGUGGAAUUCCUGCAUGCACACUUCCUUCUACGAUGAUUGGUUGCAUACAAAUCUCGUUAACUUAUAAGGUACCUUUUCUUGUUUGCUAAGACCAUUCCGUCGGUGUUGAAUCGUUUGUUAUAAUGUCACUAAUUUUUGACUUUCCAAUUUUAUCACGUCUUCUUGAUCAUUCCAGUAGUAUCAACUUCGAUUCUUCGUACACAUUUAAUCCAAUUUGGUAGUUGGUUUCUCAUAACUGUGUUGACCCUUGUAUAAACUUCUUCGAUGUGAGUAGUAAAUUAUCGUUGUCACUCACUUAACCUAUCUUAGUUAUUUCUUAACUCUUCCUGCGCUUAUUAAUUAAUUUUAUUUCUUCUUAGUAAAGACCGCUGUGUCAACGCGGAGUAAUUUCGUUAUAAUGUCAUUAAUUUUCUUGAUUUUUUUGGUUUUAUUUUCCAUUAGCGAACUGUAAGUUUGUUGUCGAGCAUCAAUUAUUGAUUGUUGUGCUUCGUUUAGUUUAAUUGAAAUAUUAUUGCAAGUCUUUAAUAGUAUUAUUCUCUUCCAUAUAUAUUAAGGCAAUUGAGGUUAGUUCAUUCAUUCGUUUCUGCUGACAGUCGUAUACUAUGUUCUACGGAGUGGGUCCACAACUUGUUUCUGCGAAAUUCCAGCAUGUAUGCUUCCUUCUACGAUGAUUAACUGUGCACUAGGUGCUUUUAACUUUCACUGCUUUUAAUCAUUUUAUUGAAUUAACAUGUUGUGUAUUUAAAUGAUGGUUAGAACACACA